UUUCACAAUACGCUCAGAGUCGAGAGAAAAAAAUUCGACAAUCGCCGGGAGGAAGAAGAAGAGAUCGAAGCAAUGUCGUGGCAGACCUACGUUGAUGAGCAUUUGAUGUGCGAUGUCGGCGAUGGACAGGGCCAUCACCUCACCGCCGCCGCAAUCGUCGGACAUGACGGCAGCGUCUGGGCUCAGAGCGCUAACUUCCCUCAGCUCAAGCCUGACGAAAUCACUGGAAUAAUGAAAGAUUUCGACGAGCCGGGAUACCUCGCCCCUACAGGUUUACACCUCGGAGGAGCAAAGUACAUGGUCAUCCAGGGUGAGCCCGGGGCUGUUAUCCGUGGCAAGAAGGGAUCAGGAGGGGUAACCAUAAAGAAGACGGGGCAGGCGCUAGUGUUCGGGAUCUACGAAGAGCCUGUCACCCCAGGACAGUGCAACAUGGUCGUCGAGAGGUUGGGAGAUUACCUCAUCGAACAGGACCUCUAAACACCUCCCCUCUGUUCCCGUCGGCCUUCUCUCUUUAUAUAUACUUGCCAUUUUUCCUUUCUUGUUUUAUUUUUGAAAUGGUUCUUGUUUCUUCUCGGUGUUUCUUCCCUUAAUAACACAACAGCCGUGUGAAGUGAAGAUUAUAGACAACUUCUCUUUCUUUCCUCCAAGCGUUUCCGCUUGUCUUUGUUGAUUUUUAUUUUUUUUCCUUACUCUUUUAUUACAUAUAUAUAUA
Messenger RNA from Tarenaya hassleriana, 712 nucleotides. RefSeq names its product profilin-4. NCBI's taxonomy places the organism in Eukaryota, Viridiplantae, Streptophyta, Magnoliopsida, Brassicales, Cleomaceae. Gene Ontology annotation, cellular component: cell cortex. Gene Ontology annotation, molecular function: actin monomer binding. Bases 73 to 477 code for a protein of 134 amino acids. The record is from RefSeq and is a predicted model, not a curated record. The transcript is spliced from 3 exons.